AUGCUUUGGGGAGACAUUGUAGACAAGCUAGCAUUUCAAAGAGCACUGCGGUCACACCAAGAUCAUGCCGACCUCCGCGGAUAUCCACUGUUUCUCCUUCAAAAGCCGACGAUUCACAAUUUCUGGGACAAAAUCUACUUCAUGCACUGGACAUUGGUGGAGGAACUGGCCGAGCCGGAAGAACAACGACGGAGAUGGUUGCUAUGGUUUGAUGCCGACUCCCUCAUCCUCAACCCUUCUGCGGGACUGGAGACGUUCUUGCCACCGGAAAAUAUGUCUCAGAUUCAAUUCAUCUGCACCAAAGAUCUCAACGGCCUUAACAGUGGAGUCUUCCUGUUCCGAGUCUCACUGCUGACAGCAUACUACAUGGCCAAAAUCAUGGCGUAUUCUAUGACCCAUCCACACAUCGAUUUGCCGAAAAUGGUGGCCCGAUCAAAGAGCCAUGGAAUUGGUCUUCAACGAGACCGAGUACAGAGACCACGUUGUCUUCGUGCCAAAGCGUUGGAUCAACGGCUACGCGGGGGAUGUGCAAACUGGUGA
Molecule: messenger RNA, 540 nt
Organism: Fonsecaea multimorphosa CBS 102226
Lineage: Eukaryota; Fungi; Ascomycota; Eurotiomycetes; Chaetothyriales; Herpotrichiellaceae
Exons: 1
Coding region: 1-540 (179 amino acids)
Biological process (GO): protein N-linked glycosylation
Cellular component (GO): Golgi membrane
Molecular function (GO): glycosyltransferase activity
Source: RefSeq, a predicted model, not a curated record